This is a messenger RNA of Euleptes europaea (tarantolino), 306 nucleotides long. Its product is annotated as C-X-C motif chemokine 11-like. Bases 1 to 306 code for a protein of 101 amino acids. The record is from RefSeq and is a predicted model, not a curated record. The transcript is spliced from 4 exons. Gene Ontology annotation, molecular function: CXCR chemokine receptor binding; chemokine activity. Gene Ontology annotation, cellular component: extracellular region. NCBI's taxonomy places the organism in Eukaryota, Metazoa, Chordata, Lepidosauria, Squamata, Sphaerodactylidae. Gene Ontology annotation, biological process: neutrophil chemotaxis; inflammatory response; antimicrobial humoral immune response mediated by antimicrobial peptide.
AUGAUCAAGAAGGUCUUCCUUGCAACUCUGCUCCUUCUGCUGUGUGCAGCUACUAUACAAGGAAUGCCAACCUCCAGGAAAGGGUACUGUCUCUGCCGAGGGAAAGACAUUGCCUCUGUCCAGAUCCACCGCAUCCUUCAAGUGGAAUACCACCGGCCAAGUGCCAGCUGUGAUCGGGAGGAGCUGAUAGUCACGUUCAAAGACAACAGGACAAAAAGAUGUUUGAAUGUUAACUUGGAACAAGGCAGGAGAAUAAAAGAGGCAGUUAUGAAGAAAAAGAAACAAAGAUCACCGGACAGGGAAUAG